AUGUUCCAAGUUCUUUGUCAAUAUUUGUCGCUUUCCUUGUCACAGUGAAAGACGAACUUCAAACUUACUUCAUUUUCUGUAGUACCUACGGUGGGACUCACACUCGUGUAUUCAGUACUGUGUGUAGAUUAAUACAGGUAAAAAUGAAAGCAUAUAUGUUGUAUUCUACCUUUGAGUAACUGAAAGUCGAUAUGUUAAUUUCGUCGAUUUCGUCACGUGACCUUCAAGUUUACAUUACUCCGCUUCAGACCACAUGCUCGACUGUGGGACUGUCAAGAGCCACAUGUAUUUACCUUGUAUCACACCUGUAGCAGCGUACCUGCUAAUCGGAUGCUUGAUGUGCUGACAUGUAGACGCUUACACCUGUGAAUUACAGGUAUACAGGUAAAAUGUUUGAUUGAAGAUGUAGAUAUGGAUAUCUACCCUCAUCCGACAUAACCUACCUGUACACAGCUCAUCAGGGGGAUAGUUAUUUAUAUACAAUACACUGACGAUCACCUGCGUUCGUUGUAAUCGCUGUCCAGGUUUACGUUUUUCACCUGGCGAUUUUACCUGUGCAUGUUACCUGGAGGGAUUCAGUGUGGUUUUUGGUUGUGUGAUGAUGUAUCCCCUGUGCAGUAGUAAUACCUGGCUAGCCAGCGAGCCUGUAGAUACCUGCCUGCAUAGGUGUGUAGCAGAAUAGAAUUUCUACUUGAAUUUUGUGUGAAUUCUUACCUGGGAUUUAACAAAGCUAAACUGUUUAAAAUGAUGAUGACGGAGGCUAACUAUCGCAGUAAAAAUCUAACGGACUGGAAUGGAGUCUUAGAAGAUCUUUUUGGUUCGGACAACAGCCAGAAAGCUGACUCCCUCCAUGACUCCUCAUCAGGGUUCGCCUCUGAUGUCCCCUCCUACAACUCCCAUGGGUCUAGUAUGACCACAUUUAAGGGUGCUCCAGACACAUCCGCACAGGACAAAAAGUCAACAGAGCGAGAACGAGACAGGGAACGAGAUCGAGAGAAAGGAAAUAAACCUCCUCCCUGGCCUUCUAAUGGUCAGCCCUCCCACAGGAAUCCUCAGCAUUACCACCCACAGGACCUCAACAUGCACUACAGGAUGUCCACGCCAUCACCAAUGUCAAACCGGUCAGUUUCAUCAGUCAACACUCAUUCAACAGCGUCCCAUGUCUCGUCUCAUAAGUCGUCUUCAUCCCACGUGACCCAGCACACGCCCGUACCACCAAAGAUCAGCUACAAGAAUCCCGCGUAUGAGUACCAGCUCGAUAAGCAUAUGGAGGAAAUACAAAGCAAUAUCAAACGCAUCGAGCUGCAGGAAAACGACAAAAUCAUAACAUCAAAAGGAACGAAGUACAGGACUCCGAGAUUGUCCAUGUUCGACUUAAUCACCGAUGAAGUAAUUGUGAAAAUAUUUUCAAAUUUGCCAUCCGACCAGCUUUGCAAGAGUUCUCGCGUGUGUGGUCGGUGGUACAACCUUGUGUGGGACCCGUUACUAUGGAAACAUAUCGUCAUUCGUAAUGAACGAAUCAAUGUAGAUAAGGCAUUGAAAUACCUCACAAAGAGGCUUAGUUUUAACACUCCUUCCGUUUGUGUUCUCGUAGAAAGCAUCUCUGUGAACGGAUGCGAAAGACUCUCUGAUUCAGGACUUCACACGAUCGCCAAGAGGUGUUCCGAACUGCGCAGACUUGAGCUUCAAGGAUGUUCCAAUAUCUCGAACGAGGCUCUCUUCGAAGUGACGUCAUAUUGUGUCAACCUUGAGCAUCUUGACGUGACAGGAUGCCCAUGCAUCACCAGUAUUAGUCUAACGGACCAGAUGCUUAGACAGGCGUCUGCGCAUCAUCUUCGUCAGAUCCACCUCCGGUAUCUCGACAUGACCGAUUGUUACGCCCUAGACGACGAGGGGCUCCGAACGGUCUCCCUUCAUUGUUCGCACCUGCAAUUCCUUUACCUGCGCCGAUGUGUCCGAAUCGGGGACAAUGGUCUACAGUUUAUUGCACAUUACUGUACGGGAAUUCGUGAGCUCAGCAUCAGUGACUGUAAAAAAGUGACCGACUUCGGAUUGUGUGAACUCGCCAAACUGGACGAUUUACGAUAUUUGAGUGUCGCAAAAUGUGACAAAGUGUCAGAUGUAGGCAUAAUCCAUUUGACAAAACACUGCCGGAAGUUACGUUAUUUGAACAUGCGCGGAUGUGAAGCAGUAUCGGACGACGCCAUGGACGUUCUUGCCAGAAACUGUUUUCGGAUUAAGUCCCUUGAUAUUGGGAAGUGUGACGUCACGGACGAAGGUUUGCUUGUGCUUGCUCAAAACUGUAGUCAGUUAAAGAAACUAAGUUUGAAAUCCUGUGAUGCUGUCACGGACAGUGGUGUGAAGGCGAUAGCCAAGCAAUGUCGGAACCUGCAGCAGUUAAACAUACAGGAUUGUCACGUGACUGUUGACGCUUACAGAGCGGUCAAACGUUACUGCAAACGAUGUUUUAUCGAACAUACAAAUCCGGGGUUUUACUGAGAAAUUAAAAUGUUUGAGCACUGUUAAGCAAUUUUACUGGUACUCGGAACCUUAACAAUAGGUUAAUAUAUAACAUAAACUAUAAGUGUUAUAGUGGGUAUCAAUUUAAAAAGAGCAAGGUUUUAUUAGGAUAAUUGUUUACUCAAAAUGACUCUAACCAUCACCGUUUGCCUCGAACUAAAGGUUAGCAAUAUGAUUCAAAUAUAUACAGAGCUACACAAAUAGAGAAAUGAGGAGCUUAUGUAAAUGGGCGUUGUUUUAAGACAGUAUUUAUAAUACUGUUAGGAGAGUGUUAUUUUGCCAGUACCGAAACAUAAAUCUAUUUCUCCUGAAGUACUACCAUCCCUAUGUGAUACGAUAACUUUACAGGGUCAUCAUAUAAUUCAAAACAUAGACAAUUUACAUGGAGAUACAUGUACGUUUAUGAUGAUAUUGAUAUUCGUGCCGUGCACGCGCAUGGCUGUCUCGACACCUCACGUGCACGAGCUUUCACUUUAACGAGUGUAUUACCGAUUGUAAGUUGUCUAGUUGGCAGCUAAAACAGACGUGGAACUCAUGUUUCAAGGAAAGUCUGCGGUCUCUAUGUAAAAAGAACUUGGGUUUAGGACCUUCAACGCGGCCUGAUACGUGUCCAAGACAUUGAACACGGUCUUAUAUGUGUCCAAGACCUUUGUCUUGAACACGGUCCGAUAUGUGUCAGAGACCUUGAACGCAGUCCGAUACGUGUCCAAGACCUUGAACAAGGUCCGAUAUGUGUCCAAGACCUUGAACGCAGUCUUCAUAUGUGUCCAAGACCUUACAAAUUGAACACAAUCUGUUUUGUGUUCAGGACCUUUUAAACGGCCUCCUUUUUGUAUUCAACAGAUUCUUUGUGCCAAAUGUGAUUAGAUAUAUAUAUACCAUUGUGUCAGUAUUUUUGUACGAGUCCUAUUAACUAUGCAGAUGUUUAUGAUAUAGAUCUAUAUUGAUGUACAUUCCCCAGAGAUGUCCUUUAACUUAUUUAUUUUGUCCCAGAACAAGAGGUAUACUUGUUUUAAUGUAUAUAGGUUGCAUAUAUUAGGGUUCCACGUACCACUGCCAAAAAAAAAUUCCUUUGGUAAUGAUAAAAGUUUUCAUAAAUCAUAUUUGAAAGACAUUUAUACCUAGUGAAACUUUUAUGAAAAUAGAAUAAUAAUGAAAAAUCCAGUUUUCUGAGACUAAGGGCGAGACCAGGGUUUUAAACCCUCGACCUUCUGAUCCUAGUAUUGUCAUUCAAACUGAACUACCAGCUGGUCAGUGGUUGCCCUAUAUCCUGGUCCAACUAUAGACAUAUCUAAGAUUAAAGGGAGGUUACUCCAUGUAUGAAAGAUUACAUUGGAACUCUUUAGUGUUUUUUCUUGCAGUGGGGGACAGGGAUCCUUUACUUAACGUUGUAUAAGAUUGUCCUUCCUUAAUUAUCUUAUCAGCUUUAUUUCGUAAUUAAGAAGAAGUCCAAAGUUACCAGUGUCAGAAUCAUAUCAGACGUGUCAUUUAUUUAACAGAAUCCAAAUAACCUUGCAACAAAGAUAUUUUAAAGUUUAUAAAUGUGGAAUACCUUUGCAUAUUCUUAAGCAUAUCUCCUUUAGGAAAAAAGUGGUCAUGUAGUUGGAAGUUAUCGGAAUGUAUUCUGCGAUAUAAAUAGAAUCUAUUACGUCAAGUCUUUAUUUUCCGUGUGAUAUAGGUCUUUUAUUUUCACAUGAAUUCGCAUCUUACACCAAAGGACUUUAAUGUGAGCGAGACGCUAUUGAACGUGUCUUUGGUAAAAAAAAAUGAAGAAAACAUCUGUUUAACAGUAAAUUAAACACGUUUCAUUACAAUUUAUACCGAAUGAAUUAAUUUUGCCAAAUUGUAACGAAACAUGGUUAAUUUACUAUAUUCGCUGUAGAGUCGUUAUGUUCAUUUCACGGGCGUUUAAUUUGUCGUACCGUCCUUUCUGUGAUCAUUGGUGAACUUAUUUAUUCGCGUCUUUCUCACGUCGAAGUCUUGUGGUGUAAACUAUUCUAAUGUGUAGGGUUAUUUUUUUCUUUUAAGUCGCAAUUUGGAAGUUUUGAAGAAAAACAGUAUUGUCCAAAGAGUCACUCCAGGAAAAAAUAUGUUUCAAAACCAUUAUAUCCAAUAUAACCCGUUACUUACAGCAGUACAAUAUAUAAAGUUAACUCAGCAAUCUCACGAUAUAAAAGUACCUAGACGGAUUACUGUUGUAAAUUCCAAAGAUUAUUUUUUAUUGCAUCCGCUUUUUCGUCCGUCUGUUGUUUCUCAGAUUAGCGCAUGUCUGGCUGUUUGGGAACGAUCGGACGCGUUCCCAGGUGUUCGUUAUCUGUGUGAACAGACUUAGGAAGCCAGACUUGUCUGUGUGGGAGUCCGCGAUAUACCUAUGUCGACCUUGACCUUUAUACCCUCGAGUGCUAUUCUACGCCAGACAAUUGUGAUACUCGUUACUACAUAAAUAAAAAUGUCACAUCAGA
Mizuhopecten yessoensis (Yesso scallop) is the source of this 4982-nucleotide messenger RNA. Its product is annotated as F-box/LRR-repeat protein 7-like. The record is from RefSeq and is a predicted model, not a curated record. Gene Ontology annotation, molecular function: protein binding. The transcript has 3 exons. NCBI's taxonomy places the organism in Eukaryota, Metazoa, Mollusca, Bivalvia, Pectinida, Pectinidae. Gene Ontology annotation, biological process: SCF-dependent proteasomal ubiquitin-dependent protein catabolic process. Gene Ontology annotation, cellular component: SCF ubiquitin ligase complex. The coding region runs from base 745 to 2499 and encodes 584 amino acids.